UUUUUCGAGUUUUCAUCAUCUUUAAUUCAUUUCAAAAAUGGUCGCAGUGGACACUACAGUAAUCCAGAAACCUCGGACAAGUAAACGUAAAAAUCCAAUGCGUGAACUUCGUAUCCGUAAAUUAUGUCUAAACAUUUGUGUGGGUGAAUCAGGCGAUAGACUUACCCGGGCAUCCAAAGUGUUGGAACAAUUGACCGGUCAAAGUCCGGUAUUCUCAAAAGCUCGCUACACUGUUCGAUCAUUUGGUAUUCGUCGUAAUGAAAAAAUUUCCGUUCAUUGUACUGUACGUGGGCCGAAAGCGGAAGAAAUUCUUGAAAAAGGAUUAAAAGUAAAAGAAUAUGAAUUACGUAGAGAAAAUUUCUCGGAUACUGGGAAUUUCGGUUUCGGUAUCCAGGAACAUAUCGAUUUAGGUAUCAAAUAUGAUCCAUCGAUCGGUAUCUAUGGUUUGGAUUUUUAUGUUGUAUUGGGUAGGCCUGGAUUCAGUAUCAAUCAACGUAAACGUAAAGCUGGCCGUAUUGGUUCAUCACAUCGUUUGACAAAAGAAGAUGCUAUGAAAUGGUUUCAAGAAAAAUAUGAUGGUAUCAUUUUACCAACAAGAAAAUGAAUGAAAAUAUAUUUUGUUCCAAAAAAUAAUCCA
Molecule: messenger RNA, 637 nt
Organism: Dermatophagoides farinae (American house dust mite)
Lineage: Eukaryota; Metazoa; Arthropoda; Arachnida; Sarcoptiformes; Pyroglyphidae
Gene: RpL11
Product: ribosomal protein L11
Biological process (GO): translation
Cellular component (GO): ribosome
Molecular function (GO): structural constituent of ribosome
Source: RefSeq, a predicted model, not a curated record